Molecule: messenger RNA, 702 nt
Organism: Oikopleura dioica
Lineage: Eukaryota; Metazoa; Chordata; Appendicularia; Copelata; Oikopleuridae
Source: the annotation of a GenBank genome assembly
AUGUGUGCGAUGAGGGUUAACCCAAAUGUCAUAAGACAUGCAGAGAGUCAAGUGGAAUAUUUUAAAGACAGAGUUUUGCCUAUAAGAAAAUUAAACAGAAGCUACGACAGAAGAAACCGAUCAUUUGGAGACCUUAUCGACAAGUUGAGCAGUGCAUCACGCCGGAAGUUUGAUUUCGAGCAAACACGUCUCCAAGAGAACAUCAAAACUAUCAAGUAUUCAAGGAAGCAUAAUUCCAUCUUCAAAAAGCUGCACACACCAGAUGCACUUAAAAUUGCAAACAGGGACGCUUAUCAAGAAUUGGAAAAGGUGGAUCCCAAGGGGACUCUAUGGAAAGCUGAGAGUUUUGAAAAUAUCUAUGGAUAUAAAAGGCCAAUCGGACGUUCCCCGGAAGCUUAUCAGCUGUUAUCGAAAAUCGAGAAAGAGUCUUCCCCCGAUCAAAUUCUAGCAAAAAGGAUCCAAGAAGAAAAAGAGCGCCAAGAACAAGUUACAAGAGAAACAUUGAAUAGGGAUGCUUCAUUUCUCCGUCGCGAGGUUGCCGACUUUUCAAGAAUGAACAUGAGUUGCAAAAGUGCAAAAAGACGAAAGUUGCGGGCGGUAAAAAGAAAUGAACAGAUGCCUACGUUCUUCAAUGAUUUUCCGAGGUCAGAAACACAGCGCGAAAUAAAAGUCACUUUUAAAAGACGUGAUAAUUUACGGUAG